This is a messenger RNA of Girardinichthys multiradiatus, 4110 nucleotides long. RefSeq names its product limb development membrane protein 1 (gene lmbr1). The transcript is spliced from 17 exons. The record is from RefSeq and is a predicted model, not a curated record. Gene Ontology annotation, biological process: signal transduction. The coding region runs from base 153 to 1631 and encodes 492 amino acids. NCBI's taxonomy places the organism in Eukaryota, Metazoa, Chordata, Actinopteri, Cyprinodontiformes, Goodeidae. Gene Ontology annotation, molecular function: transmembrane signaling receptor activity.
GGCGUUUUUUUCUUACCAAGGAGCAGCUUGACAAGCAGUCAAAACAGUUUGCGCCCAGUGGAGAAUGAGCUGGAGUUGUGUGGCUGUUGUUGCCAAUUGUGCAAGCUAGAAUGUAGUGAACCUGUAGCAUCUUUGUAUUUGCAAUAUGAAGAAUGGAAGAAGACGAUGUUACCAUCAGAGAGCAGAAUUUUCACAGCCAAGUUCGAGAGUACAUCAUAUGCUUCCUGCUGUUUGCCGUCCUCUACAUUGUGUCCUACUGCAUUAUAACCAGAUACAAAAGGAAAAGUGACGAUCAUGAGGAUGAAGAUGCUGUUGUCAACAGGAUAUCAUUAUACUUGUGCACCUUCACACUGGCGGUGUCCGGUGGUGCCGUCUUCCUGCUGCCUUUCUCCAUUAUUAGCAACGAGAUCCUCCUCUCCUUCCCCAGAAACUACUAUAUUCAGUGGCUCAAUGGCUCCCUCAUCCAUGGUCUGUGGAACCUGGUGUCGCUGUUCUCCAACCUUUGUCUCUUUGUCCUGAUGCCUUUUGCCUACUUCUUUUUGGAAUCUGAGGGAUUUGCUGGAUCAAAAAAGGGCAUAAAGGCACGCAUUCUGGAGACGUUUGUGAUGCUCUUCCUGCUGGCUUUGCUCAUCCUUGGCAUUGUGUGGGUGGCAUCAGCCCUGAUUGACAAUGAUGCAGCCAGUAUGGAGUCACUCUAUGAUCUUUGGGAAUUCUACCUGCCAUACCUCUAUUCUUGUAUAUCCCUGAUGGGAGGACUGCUUUUGCUAAUGUGUACUCCUGUAGGAAUGUCAAGGAUGUUCACAGUCAUGGGACAGUUAUUAGUGAAACCCACGAUCCUGGAGGACCUGGAUGAGCAGAUUUACUGCAUCCAUUUGCAGGAGGAAGCCCUUCAGAGGAGAUUAAACGGAUCAUCUUCACACACCUACAUCCGGGGGAGCUUUACUUACCAACUCACCAAAGAACUGGACAAUAUUAGAAAUCAGAAGAACAAACUGGAGAGAAGAAAGAAAGCAUCAGGGUGGGAGAAGAACCUGUUGUAUCCCAUAGUGAUGCUGAUCCUGCUUGCUGGAACGACAAUCUCUGUUAUUAUGGUGGCGCUGAACAUCCUCUACCUUCUAGUGGAUGAGACGGCCAUGCCCAAAGGAUCUACGGAAAGAGCCAUUGGGAACACUUCCUUGUCCACUUUUGGCGUGGUUCGGGCAGUACUGGAGAUCAUUCUCAUGUUCUACUUGAUGGUGUCCUCCGUCGUUGGUUUCUACAGCCUGCGUGUCUUUGAGGGAUUCACUCCCAGGAAGGAUGACACAACCAUGACAACGAUCAUCGGCUGCUGUGUGUCCAUCUUGGUUCUGAGCUCAGCUCUACCAGUGAUGUCCAGAACUCUUGGUAUCACCAGGUUUGAUCUCUUGGGAGACUUUGGGAGAUUUAAUUGGCUGGGAAACUUCUACAUCGUCCUCUCAUACAACAUGCUUUUUGCUGUUGUGACAACUCUUUGUCUUGUGAGAAAAUUCACGUCAGCAGUGCGGGAAGAACUCCUAAAGGCUUUAGGUCUGGAUAAAUUGCAACUGUCAAACAGCCCUGCAGACCCUGAAUCUGGGAAGCUCUCGGCCAAUGGGCAUCAGAAAACUCUGUGAAAGGGACGAUGGAUCAGCUCGUGGACACACACACACGCGCUAACUGAGCCACAGGGAGAUUUCGACAGUACUGCCUGGGUGCUGAAAGGUGAAAAGGAUGGUAAGGAACUUAAUAGACCUAGGUAGUGUCUGACUGUUGCUGCAAAUGGAGGCUGAGAGCAAUUUAGCUUCGUGACAUUCCAUCCUCUGCGUCUCUGAUGGAAGCUGGGACAGAGCCAGGGUGGACACAGAGGAGUGAAAAAGACUGGCAUCAGUGUACUGACCUUGAUGCUAACCUCGACUGUGACUUUAAACUACCCAUCUUUUGCUUCUGGGGCAUUCUUGCACCCAGCAUUGUUACCUUAUUUCUUUCGGCAACUUCUACCUUUGCACUAGAUAAAAGCAGAUGCGCCUUCUGCUUGGUUCCGCUCUAUCAAAGUCUUAAAUCAGUCUCGCAUUCAGUUGUUGAAUUAGAACCCAACAGCUCAAUUUGAAAUUUAUUUAAAUGCAUUUUUGUCUUUUAUUGAUGUAGAUGAGAAACUCAGAAUAAAUGUUUUUGUAUUGUUUUGAGAAGUGAUGCAAGCAUGAGAGGGUGUCAAUUUGUUAUUUUUCCUGGAGCUUAAAAAUAAGAAAAAAUAACCAUAAAUGCUUUAUGAAACAUGUCAAGUUGUGUUUUAUUCCCACUCAGCAGAGCCAGUGCAGAAUGCUGCACAGUGGGCUGUGGGUUGCAUUAUAUGCAUUGCAGCUGUCAGGUCUGACCGUCUAAUGUUGUGGUAAUUCUGCUGUCCUAUUUGUUUUUAUUUGGCUUUAUGCAAGUGGGAUUUCAUUUUUUGAUGUUGGUUUGUAUAAAGCAGGAUACAUUUUUUUUUUUUUUUUUUUUAAAAAGGUGCUCCAGAUUUGAUUUCAGCUAAUCAGGAAUUGGGAAACAGUUGUUUCUAAGCCAAAUCUCACUGAUCAGAAAACCUUUGUGGAUCUGAAGGGAAUCUGUAGAUCUGUCUUCAUUUUUUUUUUCUAUUGGUGCACAUUUUAAAUCAUUACGAUUUUCCUCUUUAAAAAAACAAAAAGACAGGCACAGAAAAGUGUCUGUUUGUAAAGGUUGUAUUUACAUGUACAUAAUAUUUUUUACUUUUAUUCCAUUGUUUGGAUGUAAAUAAUCUGUUUUCACUGAGCGCAAUGAAGGUCUGACAGAAUUACCAUUUUUUAGAGUAUUUUUAAUUAAAUGUGUCCCUAUAAAAUUCAGACACUGAAGGCUUGGGAUGUUGCUGCACAGAGGCAUCCAUCUGCAUUGAUCUCACACUCUGCACAGGUGAGGAUAGUAGGUACAAACAUGGCUGGACUUGCAGCUUGUCCACUUUAUCUAACAGUAAUUAAGAGGGCUAUCAACCACUUGUUUUUAGUGAAACAUGAUUUAAAUACAACAUGAAGUGAAAGUAAAGGAGUCUUUGCUAGAGGACCAACAUCAGUAGACCACAAACACUUUGUGCUAUGAAUUCACAGAGCUCCACAAGCCAGCCAGCUUUGUAGCCAAGAGAAAGACUUGGUAACUCAGGCGUCCCUCUACAUUUUAUUGCAUUGCUGCAUAAUCUUCUAAACUGUGAUUUUUUUUGUCUUCACAAUCACCUCAAAUGCCUUAUGACAAACAUCUUGUAGGCUUAAUGUGAUGGUAAUUGGUCCCUUUGCACAGCUGCACUGUGAUCCCAUCAGCCACAGAGUUUCUGCUUCAAAGCCAGCUAUACGUUACGUUUCUUUUCACGACUAAGGUUCAGAAAGCAGCUUCCUUUUUCAGCACUUUCUUGCUUAGUUCGGAAUGAAUCUAUUGAUGACAGUUUUUUUUUUGUUUUUUUUUUGCGGUGACAAAUAGAAAUCUGAAGUUAUAUAUGCAUUCAAGACUGGAACAAAAGAAAAUGUGCAAUUCUCAUCUAUUAAUCACUGGUAACAUUAUGCAUUAGACAUGAGAAUAUUGCAUAAAGGGCAUCUAGUAAUAUUUCUAAAUAGUUCAAACAAAUCCCUUUCUACACCACCAGAUAUAUGGCUAUAAUUUGUAUUUUAUUGGCUUUGGGAUAACACUAAAACAUGGAUACUACUCGGAAAAAUGUUUUUUUUUCUUUGACAGGGAGGCAGUUGAAUAAGUCAAAGUCAAGAUUUUAUUCUUUUGUAUUUGGAAGCCGGUUUAAUGGAGCAUUAAAGUGAAAAUAACAGUUAUGUUAAAUUGCAUCAGCUACAUAAAUUGGACUUUGCAAUAACUGGUAGGGAAAAUAAGACAUCACAUCUAAAUAUUGGACCAUUUUUCAUUUUCAAGGCUUUAUUCUGGUUUUACAGUACAGGUCUUCUGUGUACAUGGAUGGAGUGUGAGCUGCAGGUGUGGCUUUGAUUUCAGUCUGUCAAUCUCUCCAUGUAAUUUUGGUACAUGUUUUGUGAAUGUGUUUUUUUACGAUUUCUCAGUCUGAUAAAUUGUAUUUUUGUUGUGUGUUUGCAAAUAAAAGUAAAACGUUUAACAGUU